This is a messenger RNA of Daucus carota subsp. sativus, 1766 nucleotides long. Its product is annotated as U-box domain-containing protein 8. The transcript has 2 exons. The coding region runs from base 195 to 1289 and encodes 364 amino acids. NCBI's taxonomy places the organism in Eukaryota, Viridiplantae, Streptophyta, Magnoliopsida, Apiales, Apiaceae. Gene Ontology annotation, biological process: protein ubiquitination. The record is from RefSeq and is a predicted model, not a curated record. Gene Ontology annotation, molecular function: ubiquitin-protein transferase activity.
UAGAUAUUGUUAGAGCUGAAGACAAUCCUCUCUGAUCAUAUCCAGAAUCUACACAUAGAUUAAACUCUCCAUUUUUCAACCUCCCUCCCUAAAAACAAGUAAACCCUCAUAAACCCCCUCCCAUUAACUCACCUCAAAUCGUUUCUACACACACAUUUCUAGAGUGAGAAACUCUAGAGAGAGAAAGUCAAGCCAUGGCAACCCCACUUCCAGAUGAUUUCAAAUGCCCCAUCUCUCUCGAAAUUAUGUCCGACCCUGUUAUUCUCUCCUCCGGCCACACCUUUGAUCGGGCCUCUAUUCAACGGUGGUUGGAUUCCGGUCACCGGACUUGCCCAAUUACCAAAAUACCCCUGGCUGAGUCCCCUGUUCUUAUUCCUAACCAUGCUUUGAGGAGCUUGAUUUCUAGUUACUCCCUUGUUUCUUUGCCAAAAUCGAAAAAUAACUCCGACCCACAAAUUCUGAUAUCGAUUUUAACAACCCCGUCUUCGGCUCUUGAGGAAAAGUUGAACUCGCUCGACCAACUCAGUCGACUCGCCAAGCGUGACUCAGUGCUGCGGCGGAAGCUUACUGAGUCGGGGGCCGUGUCGGCUGUGCUGCGGUGUGUUUCUUCGAAUGUGGCGGCGUUGGAGGAGAAGGGGCUGAAUUUGAUUCUUCAUUUGAGUUUGGAUGAUGAUAAUAAGGUUGGGUUGGUUGCUGAGGGUGCAAUUGGGACUAUAAUCGGAGCUUUACGUGGCGGUAGUGGUGGCUAUUGUCGCGCUGUGGCAGCGACAACUUUGACCAGUUUAGCUCUCGUGGAAGUGAAUAAAGGGACAAUUGGGGCUUACCCCUUUGCGAUUUCAACAUUGGUGUUGCUUAUUGAGAGUGGGAAUGUGAGGGAGAGGAGGGAGGCUACGACUGCAUUGUUUACAAUAUGUUCUUUUCCAGAUAAUAGGCGCCGGGCUGUGGAAUGUGGUGCGGUGCCUGUUUUGUUAAGUGUGAUUGGAUUAGGGGUUGAGAGGGCUAUUGAGGUUUUAGGGUUGCUAGUGAAAUGUAAAGAGGGGAGAAUUGAAUUGGGGAAGUAUAAUUGUAUCAGCAUUUUGGUUAAUGCGAUGAAAGAUGGUAGUUCAAGAUGUGUCCAGUACGGGUUGAAUACAAUACAUUUGCUUUGUUACUAUAGUGAAAAGAUGUGUGUCGAGGCUGUGAAAGAAGGGGUCUUGGAGUUAUGUUUGGGUUUGUUGGAGGAUGAUAAUGAGAAAGUGAGAACAAAUGCGUCGAAUUUGGUUAAGAUUUUGAGGAAGAGGAGUGGCUGAGACGUUCAGAAGUUGGGUUGAUUAUGGAAUGUGAUUAUGCUGUUGGUUUUAAUCUGUGGAGACCCUCUAUCAUUGCAGAUAUGCAAUUUUUUCGGCCUUUAACUUGAAACAAGGUUCAGUUCUGCUGUUUCUGCAUAUAAUGCAAACAUAUGCUGUCAAUUCACAUCAGGGGAGCAUUAGGGCAUUAGACAUGUUUAGCUAGUUUUCUAUAAUGUGGUCUACUAAAAAACAAGGCAGAACUGUUAGCAUUGUGGCUUGUAUGUGAUUUUAGAUUGCGGUCAUAGAGUCCCGUGCUUGCUAUCUGGACUCUUGCACAGGUGCAAGAAGCUAAAAACAGAUGUUUUGGAACUGGCUACUAGCCAGGCCAGGUGGAAGCUCUUUGCUUAUGUUAUUAAAGUAGUUUUAGAUGUGUUUUCUCUUCUACGCCACCACCCCCUUUGAAUUGAUUCAUGAGUAACAAGAUUAUAGUUAUUUAGC